This is a messenger RNA of Exaiptasia diaphana, 2160 nucleotides long. RefSeq names its product nucleolar complex protein 2 homolog. Gene Ontology annotation, cellular component: Noc1p-Noc2p complex; nucleoplasm; Noc2p-Noc3p complex. Gene Ontology annotation, biological process: ribosomal large subunit biogenesis; negative regulation of transcription by RNA polymerase II. Lineage: Eukaryota; Metazoa; Cnidaria; Anthozoa; Actiniaria; Aiptasiidae. The record is from RefSeq and is a predicted model, not a curated record. Bases 27 to 2084 code for a protein of 685 amino acids. Gene Ontology annotation, molecular function: transcription corepressor activity; histone binding. The transcript has 18 exons.
CUUCGUGCUAAACCACGUUUUUCAAAAUGGCGGACAGCAUGGUCUCGAAGAAGAAGAGGCGUCUGGAAGAUAUGAAUGCAGAGGAAUUCAUGCAAUAUGGACUGGACAGUGACUUGAGUUUGAGUGAAGACGACGAAACAGCUGACAUAGUUGCAGCUAAAAAGAAUAAGUCCAAAACAUCAGCCCACAAGCAACAGCUUUCAAUGCUUGAGGAGAAGGAUCCAGAGUUCUACAAGUUCUUGAAAGAGAAUGACCAGGAAUUGUUACAGUUCAAUGAUUCUGAUACUGAUGAUGAGAUAGAGGAGGAGAGUGAUGAUGAUGAAAAAGAUGAUGCCAAUGAUGAUGAUCAAGUUACUUCAAAUAAGGUUUAUGAAAAUGAAGUGGAGGCAGAAGAAGAGGAAGAAAGGGAAGAAGAGGAAGCAAAAAAGAAAGGAAAACUUGUCACAAUGGAAAUGAUCAAACAAUGGAAAAARGAAUUGGAGAAAAUGUCUCUUCAUGGUCUCCGUCAAGUCUUUAAAGCAUUCAGAUCAGCUGUACAUGGAGCGCUUGAUGAUGGUUCCAGUGACGAUAAACAACCAAAGCAUUUUGCUUUCAGAGUGGAAGGCAACACAGUCUUUAAUGCCAUCGUCCAACUUUCUCUCAAACAUGCUUAUGUUGUCUUGAAUCAUCACAUUGGAAGUUCAUCAAGCAAACAUGGCAAAAUAACUCUACCAUCUUCUCACAAGAAAUGGAGUCAAGUGAAAACACAUUUAAAGUUUUAUCUGAAUGAUCUGCUGCAGUUAUUAAGGACGCUAGCAGAACCUUCAAUGCUGUGUGUACUCUUAAAACAUGCCCAGCAACUCUCCCCAUACUUUAUUUGUUACCCCAAGAUAACAAAGAACUACAUCAAGAGAUUGAUUCGUAUGUGGGGAACUGGCAAUGAACAUGUUCGGGUCAUGGCAUUUCUUGGGAUCAGCAAACUACUGCCUCUUCUGCAUUCUUCUUUACUUGAAUACACAAUAAAGCAACUUUACAUGGCGUUUGUGAAGAAUACAAAGUUCACUUCUCCAAAGACAAAGCCAUUGAUAACCUUCAUGCAGAAUUCUUUAGUUGAAGUGUUCAGAACAGAUCCCAACAUGACGUACCAACAUGGGUUUGUCUAYAUUAGGCAGUUGGCCAUUCAUCUGAGAAAUGCUAUCAUAAAUAAGAAAAAGGAUUCCCAUCAGUCAGUCUAUAAUUGGCAGUAUGUUCAUUGUAUUCAUCUGUGGUGCCGAGUGCUGAGUGAGAUACCAUCACAGGGUGUUAUGGAUCCUCUAAUCUACCCACUGGUGCAAGUAACUUUAGGAGUUAUCAAGUUACUKCCCACUGCACGCUACUAUCCACUAAGRUUYCACUGUAUUCGAUCACUCAAUCAACUGUCMAGAGCUACAGGAACYUAUGUACCGAUUGCACCUUUUCUCYUACAGAUUCUAGAUUCAGAAUUCAACAAGAAAAUUAAAAUGUCAACAGCCAAGCCACUUGAUUUCUCRUGUAUAUUAAAAGUAUCCAAAGCUGCUCUACACACAAAACCUUUUGAGGACGCAGUGAUGGAUAAUGUAUUUGAGUUGUCKUUGGAGUAUUUUUCUGUCCAUGCACAUUCGAUAGCGUUUCCUGAGAUAGCUCUACCAACAGUAAUACGRUUGAGAAAGUUUAUCAAGUCAACUCCCAUCCCCAAAUACAGAAAACAAAUUAAACAACUUCUUGAAAAGAUCGAGGAGACAUCCAAAGAGGUCACUGAAAGACGSUCUUCGGUCUCGUUUAGCCCAAAAGACAUUAAACAAGUGGAAUCAUGGACCGCUCAGUACAAACAACAGCCAAACACAAUUGCAAGGUUUUAUACGACGUGGAAGUCAAUGAAGCCUGUUAUUCAGUAUACUGAGGAAGAAGAAUUGGACCAACRUGAUUCUGAAAGCGAAGACGAACAACCCAAGCAAAAGAGACAAAAAAAGAACAAGAAAAGCAACAAAAAAUUCUCAAAUAAACAGCAAAAYGACGSYAAAACAGUCACCGAAGAGAAGGAAGACGUUGUUGAAGAUUUUCAAUUCUCUUCUGACGACGAAAGUUGAUUGAUCAAAUUUGACUUUUUUAAUUCAAAUCAUUAUUUUAUCGGCGGAAUAAAAGAAAAACUAACUUUGUAAGCAG